AUGCCCAACAGGGCUGGUCGAAAACGACGUGAUGUUGCGAACCUGGAAAAUUAUUUGACGAAAAAACGAGGAAUAGUUCAAAUAAAAAACAAAGAUGAUCUCUGUUGUGCCCGCGCGAUUGCGGUGGCCAAAGCAAAAUUGGAUAACGAUCCGCAGUACAAGAGCAUCGUUAGUCGCACUGGGACACUGCAAGAUCGUUUAGCCCAAGAAAUCCACGCGUCUGCAGGUGUUCCUCUUGGUCCCUGUGCCAUCCCGGAAGUAAAAAAGUUCCAACGUGAUCUCCAAGGAACAUUUAAACGCUAUGAUUUGUUCCGGUCCUGA
Molecule: messenger RNA, 321 nt
Organism: Paramuricea clavata
Lineage: Eukaryota; Metazoa; Cnidaria; Anthozoa; Malacalcyonacea; Plexauridae
Source: the annotation of a GenBank genome assembly